AUGGAGGCCCCUGAGUGGGACCCACUGAAAAAUGACACUCUUCCACCGACCCUGACGCCAGCUGUCCCUCCGUAUGUGAAGUUGGGCCUGACCAUUGUAUAUACUGUUUUUUAUUCACUGCUUUUUGUGUUCAUCUACGUCCAGCUCUGGCUGGUUCUUCACUACCGGCACAAGAGGUUCAGUUACCAAACUGUCUUUCUGUUUCUGUGCUUGUUUUGGGCUUCUCUUAGGACUGUGCUCUUUUCAUUUUACUUCAAAGACUUUGUCACAGCAAAUUCUCUCAGCCCCUUCAUCUUCUGGCUUCUCUAUUGUUUCCCAGUCUGCCUCCAGUUUUUCACCCUGACCCUGAUGAAUCUUUACUUCACACAGGUGAUUUUCAAAGCUAAGUCAAAAUAUUCCCCAGAGCUACUGAAAUACAGGUUGCCCCUCUACUUGGCUUCUCUUUUCAUAAGUCUCCUCUUCCUCUUGGUGAAUUUAACAUGUGCAGUAUUGGUGAGGACACAGAAUUCAGAGAGAAAAAUCAUUGUCUCCGUCCGGGUGGCAAUUAAUGACACAUUGUUUGUGCUCUGUGCUGUUUCACUCUCCAUCUGCCUGUAUAAGAUUUCCAAGAUGUCUCUAGCCAACAUUUACUUGGAGUCCAAGGGCUCAUCUGUGUGUCAGGUGACAAGUAUAGGAGUGACUGUUAUACUACUUUAUACCUCACGAGCCUGUUACAACUUGUUCAUCUUAUCAUUUUCCCAAACCAAGAAAGUAAAUUCUUUUGAUUACGACUGGUACAAUGUUUCAGAUCAGGCAGAUCUGAAAUGUCAGCUGGGAGAUGCAGGUUACAUAGUGUUCGGAGUGAUUCUUUUCAUCUGGGAGCUCUUACCUACUUCUUUGGUUGUGUAUUUCUUCCGUGUUCGAAACCCUACAAAAGACCUAACCAAUGCAGGAAUGGUCCCGAGCCAUGGCUUCAGUCCCAGAUCUUAUUUCUUUGACAACCCUCGCAGAUACGACAGUGAUGACGAUCUAGCAUGGAAUAUUGCACCACAGGGGGCACAGGGCAGUUUCUCUCCAGACUAUUACGAUUGGAGCCACCAGAACAACAGCUUCAUGGCUUACAUAGGAUCCCUCCAACAGGAUCCAGCAUUGGACACAGACCGGCCAAGUCCUAUGUAACUUCAAUCAACUACAGCAU
Messenger RNA from Indicator indicator, 1177 nucleotides. RefSeq names its product G protein-coupled receptor 137B (gene GPR137B). Lineage: Eukaryota; Metazoa; Chordata; Aves; Piciformes; Indicatoridae. The transcript is spliced from 7 exons. Gene Ontology annotation, biological process: positive regulation of TORC1 signaling; negative regulation of osteoclast differentiation; regulation of autophagy. Gene Ontology annotation, cellular component: lysosomal membrane. Bases 1 to 1158 code for a protein of 385 amino acids. The record is from RefSeq and is a predicted model, not a curated record.